AUGGCAUUUGCGUCUGGUGGAGGUGGUGGUGGUAUUGGUGCAGGAAUGGGCGGCAUAGCUGGUAACUUGGCGCAACCAUCAGCGGCACAAUGCGGCAUACCGUCGUUACGUCCUCAGGAUGCGCAAGCUUUGUCAUCACGUGGAGUGGCAAAUCUAAAUGCGGUAGCUUUAGCAGCUGCGCAAGUUUCUGCUACUCCAAUUCCAGCGGCUCAUCUACUCUACCAGCAGUUUCUUUCAGCUGGAGCUGCUGCAGCACAGUCGCAGUUAAUGCAAAGUGCUGCUGCAGUAUCGCAAGCAGCCGCACUUUCACCUCCUACACCUUUAUUGCCUCAAGCCGCGGCAGCAGCAGCAGCAGCGGCAAAUGCUGUGGCAGCAGUUGCAGCUCAGCAACAAUCAAGUAUUCCAUCUCAACAGCAGCAAGCUGCAGCUGCUGCUCAACCACAACAGCAACAACAGCAAAAUCAGGCAUUUGUACUAGCAAAUGCAGCGCAAGCAAUUGCGAUCAACCAGUUACUACUCCAGCAUAAUCCAUUGCAGCAACAAGUUCAAGCAGCGUUGGCGCAAUUGCUCAAUCCUUUCGCUUACUAUCAGCCGCAUCUGGCAGCACUAUUACAGUCGCAACUCAAUGCUACUAAUCAUGUACAACAACCACAGCAACCUCUGCAGCUUCAAGUACCAAGUGCUAUUGGAACACCAGUCGCUGCUCAACAACAACAUCAGCAAAAAUUAAUUGAUAAUUUGUUGGCAGAACAAGCGGUUCGAAAUUCAGUUCAUGAUAAAAUAGGUGCAUCACAACCUUUAGCAACAGACAAUAGAAAUGUUGGCUUGCUAACAAAUCCGGAAUCAGUAAAGGAGCACAUAUCACGAUUAAUUAGUGAAAAUGAAGCGAUUUUGGAACAAAGUCCGGGUCUUAUAAAGCGGCGUCCAUAUCAUCGGCAAGUGGGGUCGCAGUCUUCUAUUGAACUUGAAACGGGUAUCAGAAGUCAAAGUAAUUCACCAGGACUGCGUGAGAUACGAUUGCAGUGCACACGCAGUCAAUCAUUUUAUGAAUCGCAUAAACCGCUUGCUAUACGGGUUACUGGAGGCUCUUUAACCAAUGGCUAUCCGAUUGUGAAAAUACCUGAUAAAUGUUGUACGUGCAAUUAUUGUGAAUUGAAAUUUCCAAAUGAAGCGGCUCUUGAUGCUCAUGAAAUCAGAUGCAGCAAGCGUGCCGAAAUUAAUUCGCAAGUAAUGUCAUCAUCAUCAUCAUCAGUAAUGGGAGCAGCAAUACUAGGAGGAGGACCCUUAGGACAUUUGCAUAUGAUGCAACAGCAAAAUACUGUUAAUGUUGGAACAGUUGAAAAUGUUGGACGUAAACCGAGCAUCUGUAGUAACAAUGGUAUAACAUCUUCCUCUGCGAAUCAUGAAAAUCGUCAUCCGCUCAAACGUCGUCUUUUAGCAGCUGUAGAACAUCUCGACGAUCCUCAAGCAUCUACAAGCAAAGCUCCAAAAUUAGUAUGUACACAAUUGAAAAUAUUGAAUCACACCUUCGACAAAUCGAUGGUAUUUCAUAUAUAUAAUUUUGUAUUUUAUGUGACAUGUUUAAGACUUUGGUGUAAUGAAACAUCAAAAGCCAUUCUCAAUACUGCAAAUUCAGUUGCUCCAUCAUCAUAUAUUGGACACUGUAAAACGCCCAUAGUUUCGCUGCGAAAUCAUAGUAUUAUCAUUUCUAGUGCUUCAGCUUCUGCUUCAUCUGCUAUUGUACCAAUAACUUGUCAUAUUUCUAGUCAGCUUGUUAUUCCGAAGACGCCGCAGGCAUAUCAGCGUAUUUAUUUAGCAGCAACUACUCCUCAGAAUAUUAGUUCUGUAGCUAACAAGCCGUAUAUUUUAACUUUGAAUGAAGUGUCGUCAUCUCGAAGUGAUGCUACAUCUCGAAGAAGUCGUAUGCGAAAUAUUACUACAGAAACAUUUGCCACUUUAAACAAGCCACAGCCUAUGUUCUGUGAACAUAUACCCAAGUUGAGCAUGUACAGCAAUUGGCAACAGAGUACCGUAGAUUCUGAAGAAGCAAAGUUGAACCUACUUUAUAUAAGUACUUGUUCUACGAAACCUCGUAUGGGUGUGAAGCAGUUAUGGAGGUAUACUACGGCUUUGCGUGAAAUGAGUGUGCUGAAAGUGACACAUUCUUCGUUUUGGGACUACUCAACUAAAAUACGUUUACGUCAAAAUGCAGCAGUUGUUGUUACAACGGGAGCUCCAAUAAAUUCGCAAGCCGUAAUUGCUGCUUUCGUGCAAGAUCGCCCCUCAACAGCAACAUCAACGUCAAGUGUUUCGAUGAAUGUCGUUAGCAGCUCUGCUAUACCGUUAAAAAACAUUCAGAAAUCAAAAGUUGGAAACGAUAUGAACGUUAGUAAAAGGAGAAAUCUGGUGGAAAUAGAAAAGGAUCAGAAUGUUUUACCCACUACGGAAGUGGUGUGCAAACAGUCGCAGGGUAGUGGAGUUGAAAAUGAACUAUCAAAAACUUUGUCGCAAAAAAUAGUAGGUGGUUAUUUUUCGGAUGAAGUGUAUGUUUAUGUUCGUGGCCGUGGACGUGGUCGAUAUGUCUGUGACCGUUGUGGAAUACGUUGUAAGAAGCCGUCAAUGUUAAAAAAGCACAUUAAAUCCCAUUUGGAUAUACGACCGUAUGGUUGUAAGCAGUGUAACUUUAAUUUCAAAACAAAAGGGAAUCUGACAAAGCAUCUGCAAUCCAAAACACAUCACCGUCGAAUAGCUGAAAAAGACAAUCAAAAAAUAAUGGAUCAAGAUUCUGACAGUGAUCAUGACCGAUUAGAAAUAGCUAGUCUCAGUGGCACAGCUUCAACAUUCAGCAAUGAUCCAUUAUCGGAUGAUGACUGUUCUUCUGAUGAGGAAUUGCGACCACCUUGUGAUGAAAGCAAUACGGAUAUGUAUAGAAAAUUUGGCCAAGAAAAUACGUUAGUGAAACGAAUGGCUCAUACACCACCAACAUUAUGGAUUGUGGGCGAGACACUUUCUGACUGGCCACAUCCGAAUCAUUUAAGGUCAUGUCAUAGCGCACCACCUAGUGCGCAAUAUCCAGCGGAAAAUCGAAAACAGCCAAAUACAUUAGACACGAAUUUUUUGCUGAAAAAAGACUCUAUCGACGAUCAAAAAUUAUCAAUGUGUAAUGCAGUAGUAGCGGAAACUAUAGCACCUACCACAAGUGAUUCUAUAUCAGUGUCGUCUUGCGUAGCAGUUCAUCAACGUUCAGUUGGGGCAUUUUUGGCCAAAGAGACGAUCAUAUGUGAUAUCUGUAAACGCGCGUUUCGGAGCUGGACUGAAAUGUCAUUGCACCGUAAAAUUCAUUUGAUUGGACCAUCAAACUCACGUGUACGCUCCCACCAGUGUACGGAAUGCAAACAAGCAACACGUACGCGCAGUGCUUUAAACAAACAUAUGGAAGAAAAACACGGAAUAGUUGAAGUUUUAUCUAGUGAGCAGCAAUCUACUGUUUCUGAUAACGAAGACACGAAUGCAAAUUUGUCAUCAAUGAAUCCACGAUCAUUUAUGUGCGCUGAUUGUAACAUCGGUUUUCGGAAGCAUGGCAUUCUCGCUAAACAUCUUCGUUCCAAAACGCAUAUAAUUAAGUUGGAAAGUUUACGUAUUAUUCCAGAGGAUUCGCUUUCACUCAUAACACGCAAAGAGGGAGGUGCAUACUUGAAUGAAAUUGACACAACAGACUGUGAUCGUGCAAGACAAAGUAUACUCGGGAUUAUAUCUUCUUUACGAGAUUCAAGUGCUUUGGAAUGUCGUGAACAAAUGGUACAAUCGCCGGUACCACCUCAACAUACUACUGUAAAUAACAAUUGUAGCGUUGCUAAUAAGAACAUUACUAGUAACUUUUCCAUUCAGCGGUUAAAAAAGCAACGUUCUCCUGCUCUAUCUCCUCAGUCAUUUAAUGAAAAUAAACGAUUACUUUGUGAGCAGCAGCCUCGGUCAAAACGGCAUGAUGUCACAUCUGCAAAGGCAUCGACAGAAAUGUCAUCUAGAAAAUCUAAUAAUAAUAUCUCUCAACAGCGCAAAGCAGUAACUGAUGAUCUGAAUGGGAAAUCAAUUUCUGCAAAUAUAUGGAUACCACCAAAGCUUGAUACGAACUCGGCAUCUUUACUUUCAGUCAUGGCUGAUCGUCGUUCAGUUGAUAUAGUUAGUCGUUUAGCAGUUGAUCCAGCUAAUCUCUCUGAUAAUGGUUCAUCUGCACGAUCUGAUGAAGCGAACAGUGAAGGUGCAGGACGGAGUGAAAGCUCAACACCAACGCAACGCAUUUUAGCUGGUACAGCUCCAUCUCCGCUUUUACCCGUUUCAACGAGAUGCAACUUAUGUGAAAUCAACUAUGAAUCAAGCUUUGAAUUGCAGGUGCAUCUUCAUGCUGAUCAUGUAGUUCUUCGUGAUGGAAAAGACUUUUGUUGUCCUAAGAAACAUUGUGAUAAAGUCUAUCCAACUCGCGACAGUCUCAGACAACAUAUUGCUGCUCAUUAUUUAUUAAGUGGUGCUGUUACGCCUUUGCCUGAUAGUCGUGAUGAAAUUGAAGGUGCUAUUACUGUGUUAUCAGAUGCAAGCACAGAUGCUAAUGCAGCUUUACAUCGUAAAUUAACCGGUUUAGCUCUUGGGCAACAUGCAAAUUCUGCACCAAAUCACAGUCCAAAUGCACCGGAAGAAUCUCAUACAACUCUUCCUAAAACAAUCCCUCCUGCUUCUUCUACAUUGAUUAUCAAUGGUAAUACAAAACAGCGUCCAGCAGUGAGAAUAAAUGAAGUUGAGAAAUCUAAUGGAUGUAGUAGUAUUAUGGAUGUGAUUGUCAAGGAUCAGAGACGAUCAAAGACGACUCAGUUACCGGUGACAUCCACUUCGUUACUUGGUAAUGCCGUCGCUGCACCAGCAGCUUUACCAUGUGCCAUCUGUGGGCAAUCAUUUCCUGACGCAUUUGUAUUGCAACGACAUUGGCUUUCACAUGUUUGUGAUCGACCAUAUAUUUGCAAGCAGUGUGAUGCAGGAUUUACUACAUCUGAAGCAUUGAACACUCAUACGUUGACACAUCAGAUCAAUCGGACAGAACGAUGA
Messenger RNA from Thelazia callipaeda (thelaziosis nematode), 5094 nucleotides. NCBI's taxonomy places the organism in Eukaryota, Metazoa, Nematoda, Chromadorea, Rhabditida, Thelaziidae. The record is from the annotation of a GenBank genome assembly.